CUUUCCCACCCCAUUAAAACCCCGCCCGUUGGCUCCACCGCGCAGGCGCGGGGGGAAGCUUCUGGACGGGCGCGGUGCAUUGUGGGGAGGGACCGUUAGCAACAGGGCUGCCGCCAAGAUGAUGCCCACGCCUGUUAUCUUACUGAAGGAAGGCACAGACACUUCCCAGGGGGUCCCUCAGCUUGUGAGUAACAUCAAUGCCUGCCAAGUCAUCGCAGAGGCCGUCAGGACCACUCUCGGCCCUCGGGGCAUGGACAAGCUCAUUGUUGAUGACAGAGGCAAAGCAACCAUUUCCAAUGAUGGCGCCACCAUCCUGAAGCUUCUUGAUGUGAUACACCCUGCUGCAAAGACACUUGUGGACAUCGCCAAGUCACAGGAUGCGGAGGUUGGUGACGGCACCACUUCUGUUACACUUCUAGCUGCUGAAUUCCUAAAGCAAAUCAAGCCCUAUGUGGAAGAAGGGCUGCACCCCCAGAUCAUCAUCCGUGCCUUCCGCACUGCAACCCAGCUGGCAGUGAAUAAGAUCAGGAAGAUUGCCGUUACGAUCAAGAAGACCGACCAAGAGGAGCUGCGGAGCCUGCUGGAGAAGUGUGCAAGCACAGCCUUGAGCUCGAAGCUGAUUUCCCACCAGAAAGAGUUCUUUGCCAAGAUGGUGGUGGAUGCCGUCAUGAUGCUGGACGAGUUGCUGCAGAUCAAAAUGAUUGGGAUCAAGAAGGUGCAGGGAGGAGCCCUGGAGGAUUCCCAACUGGUGGCAGGAGUUGCCUUCAAGAAGACCUUCUCUUAUGCCGGCUUUGAGAUGCAGCCCAAGAAGUAUGAGUCCCCCAGGAUCGCUCUGCUCAACAUUGAGCUGGAGCUCAAGGCAGAGAAGGACAAUGCUGAAGUCAGAGUCCACACUGUGCAGGAUUACCAGGCCAUCGUGGACGCCGAGUGGAACAUCUUGUACGACAAGCUUGAUAAGCUCCACCAGUCAGGGGCCAAAGUCAUCCUCUCCAAGCUUCCGAUUGGCGACGUGGCUACCCAGUACUUUGCUGACCGGGACAUGUUCUGUGCCGGCCGAGUCCCCGAAGAAGAUCUCAAGAGGACCAUGAUGGCCUGCGGUGGAUCCAUUCAGACCAGUGUAAAUUCCCUGACGGAUGAGGUCCUUGGGCGUUGCGACCUCUUUGAGGAGACUCAGAUUGGAGGCGACAGGUACAACUUCUUCACAGGCUGCCCAAAGGCCAAGACCUGCACAAUAAUCCUGCGUGGAGGGGCGGAGCAGUUCAUGGAGGAGACGGAGCGUUCUCUUCACGAUGCCAUCAUGAUUGUUAGGAGAGCAAUCAAGAAUGACUCUGUCGUCGCUGGUGGUGGAGCUAUAGAGAUGGAGAUCUCCAAGUACCUUCGAGACUAUUCCAGGACCAUUCCAGGCAAGCAGCAGCUGCUGAUCGGAGCCUACGCCAAAGCCCUGGAGAUCAUUCCGCGGCAGCUCUGCGACAAUGCUGGUUUCGAUGCCACCAACAUCCUCAACAAACUCCGAGCCAAGCACGCCCAGGGCGGCAAGUGGUAUGGCGUGGAUGUGAACAACGAAGACAUCGCUGACAACUUUGUGGCCUGCGUGUGGGAGCCGGCGGUCGUGCGCAUCAACGCCCUGACAGCAGCGUCCGAGGCUGCCUGCCUUAUUGUGUCUGUGGACGAGACCAUCAAGAACCCCCGCUCCACGGUAGAUGCCCCUCCUCCGGGCCGCGGCAGAGGGCGAGGCCGACCCCAUAACCACUGAGGGGCAGGCGUCACCAGCAGCGCGAGACACGGGGAGCCCCUCCCUUAACAAAACCCGGCCCCAGGACCUCUUAAAAAAAUGCUGUCCCCACUGGCAGUCCUCAAACAACCUUCACACUGGGGAGAAGGGGGAGCAAGGAGCUCGCAGCAUUGCUGCUCUGCUCCCAGUGGGCCUCCUCCUUCCGUAGUGUGUGAAACGGGAGAAAGCCCUGGGAAAUCCCAAACGGUGCGUCCUCCAACAUUCAGGUCCAGCCAUCCUUCGUGGUUCCAGACCUUUCUCCCCUCCUGGGUUUCUCCAUAUCCUUCAACUUUUACUCUCAAGGGCCCCCCCGGAUCUCUGCAUUGCUGGCACGGCGCUUGUCUGCUAAAGGAGCUAGGAAUGUGUUGUAUUUAUUGGUGGUUUUUUUCUACUGGGGGUUCAAACCCAGCCAUGAACACAAUAAACAAUUAAAAAAAC
Molecule: messenger RNA, 2209 nt
Organism: Lacerta agilis (Sand lizard)
Lineage: Eukaryota; Metazoa; Chordata; Lepidosauria; Squamata; Lacertidae
Gene: CCT7
Product: chaperonin containing TCP1 subunit 7
Exons: 12
Coding region: 119-1753 (544 amino acids)
Biological process (GO): protein folding
Cellular component (GO): chaperonin-containing T-complex
Molecular function (GO): ATP hydrolysis activity; ATP binding; ATP-dependent protein folding chaperone
Source: RefSeq, a predicted model, not a curated record